Molecule: messenger RNA, 1473 nt
Organism: Aspergillus fumigatus Af293
Lineage: Eukaryota; Fungi; Ascomycota; Eurotiomycetes; Eurotiales; Aspergillaceae
Source: RefSeq, a predicted model, not a curated record
AUGAAGAAGCCUGUCAGUAGUUUCAGCAGCAUCUGCUUUCCUGAAAGCAGUGACAAUCUCACUCGGCCAUGGGAGGUGGCUCCAGAGGCAAGAUCUGCUUUGCUUGAAAAGUAUCAUCGCGAACUUGAGAAAUGUAGUCCUCGAGACACGUGGGUUGCCGAUGCGCACCAGAAGUCGGCACCUUAUCCAAUCCUCGGUAAUGAGGCUCACCAGCGUCAGUUGGCAGAUCUGAGCGAGGCAUUAGUGCUGGCCAUCACCGAUAUCGUUCAAAGAUGGUGGUCGGACGUCCAUGCUCGCUUUCCAGAGCGCAUGCCGAUCGAUCCAUUGGAGGAGAAGCUGCUGCGCUGGAUGGAAGGACUGGGAGCCGAUGUACUCCGUCCAUACAGAUUCGUGCAAGGCUCUUGGAGGCCAGAUUUUCUUCUUGAAUCCUCUGAGGAUCCAGAGCAGAUUGAGAAUUAUCGGAUCUGUGAGAUUAACGCUCGUUUCUUUUCAAACGGCUUUCUCUUUACUGCCUUCGGCCAGCAGGCUCUGAUCAAUAUGGGCAUUGAGAAAUAUGGUCUCAAGGGAGCUACUGACCCUGAAAAGGUUAUCACUGGUCUGAAUAAGCUUGUUAACCCUUCUCUCCCCUUGCAUAUAGCAAAGGGUGAGGAAUACGGAUUCGAUACUCAUAUGUGGGUUCCAUAUCUGCAACAAAAUCUGGCCAUGGAUGUCAAAGUCAUACCACCUGAAAAUCUUCGGCUGGUACCCGCAGCAACCCCAGGGGGCUACAAGCUAUACUGUCUAUCUAGCCCAGAUAGCAAGCAACCACAAGUAACCAAUGAAGUUGGCGAGUGUUUAGAAGAAAUUCAUCAGCUUGGACUGGAACUCCAUCAGCGAGAAUUGCUUGCUAUGAGCUAUGAAAUGCUCCAACAAAUCAGUCUUCGCUGUUUCAACGACUUGCGGACUGUUUUCCUCGUUCAUGAUAAGCGCAUGCUAGGCCUCGUCCUCGAAGAGCUGGAUUCCCUUGUCUCGCGCAACGUGAUUUCAUUGCACCAAGCUAAUAUCCUCAACAGGGGACUCGUCCACACGAUUAUCCCCGGAUCGACUAAGCUGGAGAACUUUAUUGCAACUUGUCAAUCAGAUACCCUGUUCAAGGACAAGCAUAUGCUCAAGCCAGUUCGUAGCGGCAAGGGCAAGGGCAUCUUGUUCGGUGAUCAAAUCAGCCAGGAUGAGUGGCUCUCUAUUCUUCAGGGUAUGCGAGACCCGUUUUUGGAGAAUGGGAAAACGACAUACGUUGUUCAAACACAAAUUCAGCAACGACGAUAUGAUGUUCUGCUUGAAGAAGGGAAAGGGAUUGGGAACUUUCCUCUCAUUGGAACAUUCCAUAUCACACAUGGUGUAUUCCUUGGUCUUGGCCUUUGGCGCAGUGGCCCCGGUCGUAUCUGUGCCCUAAGUCGUGGAGGAUCAUGGUUGUGCACCGUGAUCCAACAGUAA